AACGCCCUGAGAGAAGGGAACAUGAGGAUAUUUACUCCAGCUGUUUAGUUUAAGUGACUGGAAAUGAGUUCACCUCUGUCCAUGCUGAAGAAAACAAAACGAGUUCCACUGCAGGGCCUGCACAGUGAUCAAUGGGGCAGAGAGAAGGUGUCCUUCAGAGGGAAUCUGCUAACAGAAUUUCAGGCAGAAGUCGUCCAAAAUGAUGGUGGUGAUGAUUCUUCUGAUCCAAGUUCUCUACAAACAUCAUGCAGUGAUGUUUCCAAGGCCAAGUCAAAAUCUCUACUAAAGAAAGCAGGUCCUCCACCAAGUGACUUUGAGCUCAUGUCAGUCAUGAUGCAGCGAGUGAAUCUGCUGGAGAAAAUACUGAAGAGCCAAGCACAGGAGCUGGAGACAAAAGAUCAGAAAAUCUCCAUGCUUGAGAAAAAGCUGAGGCUUCGGGAAGAAUCAGUGUCACAUGACCUGAAUGGCAGAGAUGAUGUUGAGAGCAGGUGCCAACAACUCCAGAAUCAAGUGAAUGACAUGGAGCGCUUCCUGAAUGACUAUGGUUUGAUCUGGGUGGGAGAAGAGAGGAGCAGUGACUCAGGGGAGUGUGAGCUCACACACAGCUCAGAAGCCUCUAGGAUCAGGGAUUUCCAUCUGGACUUUGACCUUGUGCUGCAUAGGAUCAUGGAUUUGAACAUCCUGACAGGAGAGGGAGAGUCUUUUGUGCAGUCGACACCCACUGGGGCACAGCUGGUGAAGAAGAACCCGGUUCAACUGAGGCUCUACAGCAAUGGCAUUGUCAUGUUCGACGGUCCCUUUCGCUCUUAUCAGGAACACAGCACGCAGCAGUUUAUACAAGAUGUGAUGGACGGGUAUUUUCCCUCCGAGCUCCAGAAACGAUUUCCACACGGGGUUCCCUUUGAGGUUUUUGAUAAGCGUGAUGAGGAAUUUAUCUUCAAGCAACCGUGGGAAAGAUUUCCUGGAGAAGGUCGGACUGUUUGUGGCAAGAAAGAAGAAUCAUCAAAUGUUCGACGCUACCAGACCACAGGUCUGUCCUGGAAACAAAAGUCUGACACUGACUCCAGAAAUCCUCAGUCUGUAUUUUCACCUCUGUAUUUCUUUUCUGGAAACACAGGCAACAAACUGACCAUGGAUCAGUUUCUGAACAGGAUGCCCAAAGUGGUGAUAAAGGCUGGGAAAGUGAUUGGUGUCAGGAAGUCAUUGAGAGAGAUGCUGCAGGGUUCAUCUGAUGCCCAGUGUAGUGACUCAGUGAUCCACAUAGACACAGCUGCUCUGGAGGCAAGGAAGGAGAGGUUGCAGAUAUUCCCGUCUGACCGUACAUCCUGUGACAUCAUCACCCUGAAAGUGAAGUCUGAAGAUGGCAGUCAGACCUACAUGCUAAAAAUGUUCUUCUCUGAAACCAUGGGCCACCUCAGGAAGUACCUGGACCAUCACAGAGGCGAUGACCAUCCUGGUUAUGACAUCAUCAGCACAUUCCCAAGGUGCUGCUAUGAAGACACGACAAGGACGCUACAAUCCUACGGCCUGACCUCCAAUGCUACACUGAUGCUGAGGAAGACUCAACACUCUCAUCCAGUACCUGCUGUUAAAUAAACUGUAAAGGUGUU
Messenger RNA from Cynoglossus semilaevis (tongue sole), 1610 nucleotides. It is a transcript of the gene ubxn11, whose product is annotated as UBX domain protein 11. The coding region runs from base 64 to 1596 and encodes 510 amino acids. The record is from RefSeq and is a predicted model, not a curated record. Gene Ontology annotation, biological process: proteasome-mediated ubiquitin-dependent protein catabolic process. Gene Ontology annotation, molecular function: ubiquitin binding. The transcript has 13 exons. Lineage: Eukaryota; Metazoa; Chordata; Actinopteri; Pleuronectiformes; Cynoglossidae.